Cercopithifilaria johnstoni is the source of this 894-nucleotide messenger RNA. NCBI's taxonomy places the organism in Eukaryota, Metazoa, Nematoda, Chromadorea, Rhabditida, Onchocercidae. The record is from the annotation of a GenBank genome assembly.
AUGGCUGAAGGGAGCUUCCGAUCAUUAACGGCUAAAGAGAUUCGUAAACAUAUCGAACGGCGUGGCGAGGAUAAACAGUCGCAACAGAAGCAGAAGAAAAGAGCUGAUGAUGAUGAUGACAAUAAUGGGUCAGAUGAUACGGCAAGGAAGAAAUGUCAUGAGGAUGACCGAUUGAACGAUCGGAAAUAUGGCCGAAAAAGAAGAGGAAGAAGUGUGGAGCGACACAAUGACAGUCGACACCGAAUUGACAGACAUUAUGACCGUGGACGAGAAACAGACUCGGUAAUUCGGGAACGGAGUUCUGGGCUCGGCCAUUCGAGAGAGCGAAGUCGGGAUCGAUGUUCAAGUAAGGAGAGGGAGGAUCGUGGCCAUCAUCACAAAGAGAGCGACUCGAAGCAGCAUAGAAGCAACAAGCCGUCGUACGAACGAAAUCGAGCUGUGCGAAGGAGCCGUUCCUCUCGGCAUUAUAGUCCAGAGGAUAGUGAAGAUGGAAGCAGCGAUCGACCAGCUUGGGCAACAAAGGCAGUUAUGAAAAGAGCAGAGGAAAUACAAAAGAGAAAAUUGAUUUGGAGUAAACCGGAGGAAAAGAAGGAAUUGGAAAGUGAUGCUGUUCCGUCACUUACUGGUCUGCGGCCAUCUACCACUUCUACAUGGAAUUCUAUUCUGGCUGCAAGUUCAUCAGAUAGCAAGCAAUUGGACAAAUUUAAACGUUUAAUGGGUAUGAAAAAAAGUGAUGAAGAAGGUCAAGAAGAAGUGCCGAAAGUAGAUAAUAAUCAAGUUGAAGCUGAAAGAAGACGGCAGCGUGAACUUUACAGUCACUUAGAUCAUCAGUAUGCAGUGGCACGAUCUGUCACGCAUCUCAGUCGAGGUCAGGGGCUUGGUUUCCAUCAGUGA